Molecule: messenger RNA, 2202 nt
Organism: Tyto alba (common barn owl)
Lineage: Eukaryota; Metazoa; Chordata; Aves; Strigiformes; Tytonidae
Gene: GNB3
Product: G protein subunit beta 3
Exons: 10
Coding region: 260-1282 (340 amino acids)
Biological process (GO): G protein-coupled receptor signaling pathway
Cellular component (GO): heterotrimeric G-protein complex; cytoplasm
Molecular function (GO): signaling receptor complex adaptor activity; protein binding
Source: RefSeq, a predicted model, not a curated record
CCGCAGCCUUCCAGCUCCCCACGGGGAGAUCAGUCCUGGGGGAGGCUGAGGAGCAGAGAGUAAGGGACUCGCUGGGUGGACAGGCAGGACUGACUGGAGACCACCCAGGGACAAGGGGCUUCUGGCCGGUGGGACAUCAUUCUCAGCAGGGGAGGCAGGCCGUGAGGGUCCCAUCCAGGGGUGGACUACAACCCACCUCGCUCUACAGCUCACGAAUCAGGACUGCCCCACGUGGAGGAGCCGCCACUGGGUCAGAAAGAUGGGGGAAAUGGAACAGAUGAAGCAGGAGGCUGAGCAGCUGAAGAAGCAGAUUGCGGAUUCCCGGAAAGCCUGUGCAGACACAACGCUUGCUCAGAUUGUGUCUGGAGUGGAGGUUGUUGGCCGCAUCCAGAUGCGGACCCGAAGGACCCUGCGUGGGCACCUGGCCAAGAUCUACGCCAUGCACUGGUCCACGGACUCCAAACUUCUGGUCAGUGCCUCACAAGAUGGGAAACUGAUUGUGUGGGACACGUACACAACUAACAAGGUUCACGCCAUCCCUUUGCGUUCUUCCUGGGUCAUGACCUGUGCCUAUGCCCCCUCGGGCAAUUUUGUGGCCUGCGGGGGCCUUGACAACAUGUGCUCCAUCUACAGCCUCAAGACUCGUGAAGGCAACGUCAAAGUGAGCAGGGAGCUCUCAGCCCAUACAGGUUACCUCUCCUGCUGCCGAUUUCUUGAUGACAAUAAUAUUGUGACGAGCUCUGGAGAUACCACAUGCGCGCUCUGGGACAUUGAGACAGGGCAGCAGAAGACUGUGUUCCUGGGUCACACUGGAGACUGUAUGAGCUUGGCUGUCUCCCCAGAUUUCAAACUCUUCGUCUCCGGGGCUUGUGAUGCUACUGCCAAACUGUGGGACGUGCGGGAAGGCACCUGCCGUCAGACCUUCUCAGGGCACGAGUCUGAUAUCAACGCCAUCUGCUUCUUCCCUAAUGGUGAAGCCAUCUGCACUGGCUCCGACGAUGCCACCUGCCGUCUCUUUGACCUCCGGGCAGACCAGGAGCUUGUAGUGUACUCUCAUGAGAGCAUCAUCUGUGGAAUCACUUCGGUCGCCUUCUCCCGCAGCGGGCGCCUCUUGCUUGCCGGAUACGACGACUUCAACUGCAACAUCUGGGACUCUCUGAAAGCAGAGCGUGUGGGAAUCCUUUCUGGCCAUGACAACAGAGUGAGCUGCCUGGGGGUAACAGCAGAUGGCAUGGCUGUUGCCACCGGCUCCUGGGACAGCUUCCUCAAGAUUUGGAACUGAGGACAGCAGCAGAAAGGGAAAGAGAGCAGCGGAGAGGGAAAGAGCAGCAGAAGCAUGGCCCGCAGCCCACGCCCAAGCGAACAGCAUCGUCAGCUGAGCCCAGCAGAAAUGCCUGCCCACCAAUCCCACUUGUCUCUAGACACAGGUCGCUUGUAGGGGUCUCCCAGAGUGAAAGGAGAGGUCGGGGAGGAGGAGCAGAGGGAGCUGGAUAGCAGGAGCGCAAACACUGGCCCUUCUCUCCACCUCUAAACAGGUCCAGCAGUUUCCAGCCUCGUGCAGGCUUGAAGACCUACAAAACACAGUUUAUUAUGUCUCAGGACGUUACAGUACAGCUCCUUCAAACGCCUCUCCUCAGGUUGACACCUAUCCUUUGGAGGACCCUCAAACACCUGUCACAGACCAGGCUGUGUUCCUGAUUGAACACAGGUUCUGUGCAGCUGUCCUAUAGCCCUGCAGACAGCCUCAGAGACAUGCUGGGUUUGAGAUUUCUACCAUGCAACCUCAAACAAAAAAAGCUAGUGUAAAUUGGGCUUAUCUUCCAUUGGGGAAGGCUUGAGCUAAGUCUUAUCUAUGCAUAAAUGGGGGACAAAUAGCCCUCAGACCUACCAGAGUACCAGGGAAUAUUAUACUUACUGUCUGCUUCUUGCUGUUUCUUCUCCUUUUGCCUCACUCCUGCAUUGUGUGGUGACCCUGUCUAACCAGUAGUCAUCAGCCCCUGAUUUCAAGCUUUUAUAGACCUUCAUAGCCCAGGCAAAUAAAAAAAAGCUCACAUAAGCACUGCAGGCUGUGUUCUUUCCAGCAUUGCAAUGAGCUACCGCAAACAUAACUCUCCUAUGAAUACUGUUUGUUGACCCCAUCCAGAGAACAUCUCAUCCCCAGGCUUUGUUCUACCUCAGUCCCCAGGGGAGGGUGUUCCUCAC